Messenger RNA from Echinostoma caproni, 564 nucleotides. The record is from the annotation of a GenBank genome assembly. NCBI's taxonomy places the organism in Eukaryota, Metazoa, Platyhelminthes, Trematoda, Plagiorchiida, Echinostomatidae.
GCGCUGAAUCGCAGUACCAGCUCUUCCCCGGAGCGAGUGGAUAACCUAACUGUUCCGGGUUUCGAAGCAUAUUCUGUUUCUCCACCAAAACCAGCAUCACCACCACCGCCACCACCACCAACUCCACAAGCACCAGCACCAACACCGCCGCCCGGAACAAACAAGCCAGAACCGCAGCAGAACUGGGAGUCGUCCUGUACAAUCUUGACGCAGGACACGCUGUCCAAUGCGACGAUCGGGGAUAAAUCCGACAAAAAUGACACAUCACUGACAUCUAACCCUUUGAGUGAACUCGAGAAAUCCUCGUCCUUGGAAUCUCAACCUGAAAUCGAGGAACAAAAGAACACGCUUGUUCAAAACUCUGCCGGUUCAACCAGUCACGUGAUACGAGGCACAGAACACUCUAGCAUUGGAGGAAAUGAAAUGAAAUCGCAGAACGAGAAACCGGAGUUACACGACUCAGCAAUCGCGGAUGUUCAAUCAGUGCUCCCGAGCACUCAAUACAGUUAUUUCGUCGAAUAUGAUUGGGACAUCCGCGAUGAGGAAUUACCGGUGAGUAUGUGA